Messenger RNA from Pelobates cultripes (western spadefoot toad), 258 nucleotides. The record is from the annotation of a GenBank genome assembly. Lineage: Eukaryota; Metazoa; Chordata; Amphibia; Anura; Pelobatidae.
AUGGCAGACAUCUCGCCGGCCACUCUCCGCCGCAGACGGGAAUACACCCAAACCACCACAACGCUCCGCAACCACGGGAUCCGCUACCGGUGGGGGUUCCCAACGAAACUGAUCCUCACCAAAAACGGGAAGACAACUAUUAUAUCGACCCCAGAAGAAGGAUCACAGCUCAUUGAGAAAUGGGGCCUACUGCAGGAACCGCCAAGUGAACCACGGCACGACAAACGCCGCCAAGGCCGCACCACUAACAUGAACUGA